This is a messenger RNA of Trichoderma reesei QM6a, 598 nucleotides long. RefSeq lists its product as uncharacterized. NCBI's taxonomy places the organism in Eukaryota, Fungi, Ascomycota, Sordariomycetes, Hypocreales, Hypocreaceae. The transcript has 6 exons. The record is from RefSeq and is a predicted model, not a curated record. The coding region runs from base 85 to 588 and encodes 167 amino acids.
CGUCUUUCUUCCAUUUAACAUCUUCCACUUCAUCAACUGCUCUUGGAAUCAUAUUGAUCCCACCAACACCAAACAGCCACCACCAUGUCUGAACCUCUCACCAAGGUCGAUUCCGCCGUCCAAGGCCUGUCAUCAUCGCCGCCGAAAGAGAAGGGCCAUAGGAGAACAAGCUCUAGCGCGGCUGGUGUCAUGACCAUUGCGGAAAUCAACGAAAGCAACGCGCCCUUGGAUCUGGCGCUGGAGACACAGCAGACUGCUUGGAAAAUCAACCAGCGGCCAAAGGAUCUUGACAAUGAUCAGCUGCUACAGAUCCCCCUCACCAAGCCUCCGAUCAAGAGCAUAACGCUCAAGUUCCCCCAUGGCAAAGAGGUCGUGGCUCGCAACAUGAAGGGCCUGACAAUAGGCGACGCACUGUCGGCCAUUUACAAGGCGAACAAGAACCGAGCUGAUGAUGAGCUUGACAACCCAUACCUCAAGGGCUUCGCAUGGGAACGAGGCGAAAACUACUUUGAAGUGCACCUCCAGAGCCAGCCGGCGACGGGCUCGUCAAGCGGCGGCGGCGGUGGCAACAAGGAUGCGGACGAGUAAAUGACCCAUC